Messenger RNA from Orbicella faveolata, 4034 nucleotides. Its product is annotated as chondroitin polymerizing factor 2, non-catalytic subunit-like. NCBI's taxonomy places the organism in Eukaryota, Metazoa, Cnidaria, Anthozoa, Scleractinia, Merulinidae. The record is from RefSeq and is a predicted model, not a curated record. Gene Ontology annotation, molecular function: glucuronosyl-N-acetylgalactosaminyl-proteoglycan 4-beta-N-acetylgalactosaminyltransferase activity. Gene Ontology annotation, cellular component: Golgi cisterna membrane.
CUUGAGCGACCACCUGCCCAGGGAAAGCGGCUAAAUUUUAUAGCUGCCAUUUAUCGUAUUCAUUUUAUUUACCGCUCUGUCUACUGUUCAAGCUGAGGCUUAGACUGUUCUCAGCCUUCUAUUUUCCCAUAUUCUCUUUUCGAUCCGGAUCGUUGAACGCGCAGACAGAAUCGCGAGAGAACUGGACACCAGCGCAAAACGGGAGAAUUGACGGGGUAGGGGGUGGGGCGUGCGUUGAAUAGAGAGGUAGCUGACGGGACGUUUUCUUUGAUUUUUUGCGUAAGACAUGCGCGCGGUAGCCCAGUCUGUCUCCUAUAUCCAUCCGUCCUUAGGCUCUCGGCAGAGUUUCGAAGUGAAUAACAGAAGAACCGAGUUCUUCUUUGUAAGAAAGAGGAGGUUAUGGGCCACAGCAACAAAACCCAAACAGCCAAUAUGUAAAUUUCCUCGGUAACCACGAGUAUCGAUCGACACCUGAAUCAACAACAAGCCGGAACAACAAAAGAGCAACAAAUGGACAAGUGACUCAUGAAAUAUUCAUCAAAGCACGAGUACCAAUGAAGCUCCGAGAAUUGCUUCAUAGCCGCUGCGAAAGAACAAUAAGAAAGGGUUUCGAUGAUCUUAGGUAAAUUGCUCAAAUAAUGUUGGAGGAUAAAUCGACAAUUUUACUCGACAAGGUCAGGUUCUCUAAUAACCGUCAUGGCAACAUUUCACCGCAAAACUCACCCUCACGAAGCGUUGGAUGGGGGUGUUAAUCGUACCAGCGCAUCUUUAGACGACAACAGUCGAUAUUUUUCAGGUUCAACUUCGUUCAGUCGGAAAAUGAAGUCUGUUCGUGGAAUGAGAUUUCGUCCAGUUAUACCGGCGAUUAUCGGCGUGAGCCUUGGGUUCGCUUUGUCUAUGUUUUACAUCCCUGUUGUGGAACAACAAUGUUUGUACGAUUUAGAAGAGUCGCAAGUUUUGAUUUUGGGUCACCAAAAACAACCUGGCGACUUCGAAUCAAGGAAGACAACAAGCGAGGAGUCUAAGCCGGUUGUACAUAAUACAGUGCCACCGAAAGUGACUCAUUUCAGUUAUGGUCUACGGCCUUUCUACGUUGCUAGUGAACUUGGUCAUAGAGACAAAUUACUUGUUGGUAUUUUGACCUCUGAAGAAAACAUUGACUCCUUAGUGCUCGCCGUAAAUAACACAUGGGCUCCACUUUUACCAAAAAUUAUAUUCUUCACUCCUUUCUCUAGAGAUGUUGACUUUUACGAGAAGUACAGCAAAGUGUUGGGUUUGCCGAUUGUGCAAUUGGCCGACGUAGAAGAUGAGAAUUUUUCGAAGACAAAAAUGUCCUUUAAAAUGUUAAAAUAUAUGCAUGAUCAUUAUGCCAACAAUUUUGAGUGGUUUAUGCGUGUGGAAGACGCGAUGUACCUUAAGCCCGAGAAACUUGUGGAGCUGUUGAAUAGCGUGAACAGUUCUAAAGAUGUUUACCUCGGUAGACCCGGUUCAUUCAGAGCUAACGGGGGGAAUGGCGAUGGCGAUUUGUACACGCACGAGAAGUAUUGUCAAGGUGGUGCAGGAGUUGCUUUGUCAAGAAGCGCGCUGAUGAAGUUGGUCCCUCACUUGGACAGUUGUCUAGAAGACGCCUUGACCGAACAUGAAGACGUAGAACUCGGGCGAUGUUUAUUCAAGAAUGUCAGACUGCAGUGUACUUGGAGUUAUGAGACAUCAGAGCUAUUUUACCAUAUUCCCAAAGACAGUGAAUCUAAUGACAUAAUAAAUCUGAUCAAAGAGAGAAGGAUGUCUCGUGUUAUAAGCUUGCACCCUGUUACAGAUCCUCUGGUUAUGUACAAAAUGCACCGCUACUACACUGAACUGGAGCUUAAUAGAACGUUUGUUGAGACAAGGACAUUGCAGAAUGUUAUUAAAGACAUGUUACCAUAUCUACCAGAUGGUGUUCCGGAAAAGAGACCUUCAUGGCCUAUCGGUUUCCGUCAACCUUUCAAACCUCAGUCUCGUUUCGAAGUGCUGCAGUGGGAAUAUUUUACAGAUACUUCAAGUUAUGGAUUCACUGAAGUUAAUCCCAAGGUUCCUUUGCGCGGUGACUACAAAAGAGACGUCGAAGAUGUCAAGGAAACAGCAAUUAAAAUGUUAUCACGAGAGUACAGCAGUGCACAGAAAGAGUUUCGCCUUAUCAACGGCUACCGACGAGUUGAUCCGAGACGAGGUGCUGAAUAUAUCCUGGAUAUAGGAAUCAAGAAUACUGGAAGCAAGGAAGACUCGACUGUCAGACGCGUUCAUCUUCUGAGACCGUACACCAGGGUGGAAAGCAUCCAGAUGCCAACUGCCAUUGAGCAGCGUGGAAUACAUCUUGUUCUUCCGGUCACAAGGGGAGACACGGACAAACUGGAUGAAUUUCUGCAGAUGUAUCAGAAAGUUUGUCUACAGACUGGUGAGAACGUCGUGUUACUUACUGUCUUUGUGAACGUUAGAGAUGGAACCAUUAAGAAAACCGGAGAAGACCCAUUUGCGGGUGGGAAGGCCCUUAUUGCACGGUACAAACAGAAGUACACGUGGGCUCAGUUGCCAUGGAUACAGAUUGGAGUGAGGUACAAUUCUGUGACGCUGCUAAUGGACAUAGUUACCAUGAAGCUGCCUGCCAAUGCUCUUAUCUUCCUCACGGCUCUUAGAGUCGAGUUCAACGUCAACUUUUUAAACCGGUGUCGUGUUAACGCUCUCAGUGGUGAGCAGGUGUUCUUUCCCAUUCCCUUCGCAUACUACGAUCCCAGUAUUGUGUAUCGUCAAAGGCCGGUCCCGGAUGUGAUUCCAGUGCACAGGGACACGGGACGCUGGGCCCAAGGACCAAGAGACAUGGCCUGCUUUGAUAACAAGGACUAUAAAGACCUGAGAAUGAGUAAUGACGACUUCUUAAAAGAGCACAAAACACCAGCACUGGAUUUAAUGGAGGUAUUUUCCGCGAGUCCCUUGCAUGUUUUCCAAGCUGUGGACAUUGACUUAAGAAAACGAUUUCAAAACGUCACGUGUGAUCCGCAUCUGAAGGAAGAUGAGUACAACGAAUGCCUCACAAUCAAAGCAGAAGGAAUGGCGUCUCGUUCCCAGCUCGCUCUCCUUAUGUUCGAGAUGGAACAGAAGAUUCAGGGGAAUGGGGCGACAGAAGUGCACCAAUUACGUUAGUUAGUUAGUAUCACUAUUAGUCAAAGCAAUAAUUAACAGUAUCUCCUUCACAACCUUUAAGAAUCUUGAAAAAACACUUGCGUAACGACGCAAUUAGUAGUAACCGUCUCCGGAGAGGGUCUUUGAACUUGUCACGCAAUCUUUCCUGGAAAAUCUGUGUACGUAGUUCUAAUAAUCGACAGUUAAUAUCUCAAAUUUUUAAUAGCAAGUCUCGCAUGCGGGUCAUGAAAUGAUAGAACUGGUCAACAGGAAAAUUAAGUCUUACGUGUGACAAAUGUUUACUGAGCAGCGAUAAUAAUUUGUAUCUUUGAUUCUAAGGUUUCAGCGAUCAACAAAUAUUUCAUUCCUCUUAAUGCUCUUACAUAAAAGCAAGUUGUUAUUUAAAGAUAAGCUUAUGUCAACUUAUUUAACAAGCUGUGUUCAAUAUUUAACCUCCCGAGGAGUGCUAUUAAGUAAGGGAUGCCACGUUCAGCAGAUAUUUGCGGUAACAGUAUCAGCCCCUUGCCAAAGAAAAUCCGAGAAUGGAUUGUAAUUGUGAUUUGUUUGGGGUUGGAUCGCUCCUCCACAAAACGGAAAAAGUUCAAGUCUGAAUGAAUGUUUUUAGAUUAGCAUUCUCUCAAUCAUGUUUGUUUUUACUCUGAGUAUUUGCUAGAUGACAAACAGUAUUUGUAGUUUUUACGAUGAGAAGGAAUCUGCCACAUAACGAAAAGGCGACUAAGAAACUUUACAGUUUUUAUUAGUCUAACAAAUGGCUAACAAUGAAUGUUAACUUAUAGGAAUAUGUAAGUAAAGAUACGAUAGAUCUUCUAAUUUUGUACAAGAAAAUUACAAUAAAUGAGUUAUCGGAGAAAGUGAUA